AUGUCGGCUCUUCUCGCUUGUGGUUCUCCAUUCCGGCAUAUCUCGCUUAUGGAUCUCCAUUCCGGCACCAUUCCGGCACCAUUCCGGCUAUUCCCGCUUGUGGUUCUUCAUUCUGUCUUCAUUCCGGCACCAUUCCGGCACUUCUCUCUUGUAGGUCUCCAUUCCGGCACCAUUCCGGAAAUUCUCGCUUGUGAAUUUCCAUUCCGGCACCAUUCCGGAAAUUCUCGCUUCUGGAUCUCUAUUCCGGGACGAUUUCGGCACUUCUCGCUUGUAGAUCUCUAUUCUGGCAACAUUUCGGCUCUUCUCGCUUGUGGUUCUCCAUUCCGGCAUUUCUCGCUUGUGGUUCUCCAUUCCGGUACCAUUUCGGCACUUCUCGCUUGUGGAUCUCUAUUCCGGCAUCAUUUUUACACUUCUCGCUUGUGGAUCUCCAUUCCAGCACCAUUCCGGCACUUCUCGCUUGUGGAUUUCCAAUCCGGCAACAUUCCGGCACCAUUUCGGCACAUCCCACUUCUGGAUCUCAAUUCCGGCAACAUUUCGGCAUUUUCGCUUGUGGAUCUCCAUUCCGGCACCAUUCCGGAACAUCUCGCUUGUUUAUCUCCAUUCCGCCACCAUUUCGGCACAUCUCGCCUGUGGAUCUCUAUUCCGGCAACAUUUCGGCUAUUCUCGCUUGUGGUUCUCCAUUCCGGCAAUUCUCGCUUGUGUAUCUGCAUUCCGGCACCAUUCCGGCACUUCUCGCUUGUGGUUAUCCAUUCCGGCACCUUUCCGGCACUUCUAGCUUGUUUCAUUCCGGCACCAUUCCGGCAUUUCUCGCUUGUGGAUCUCCAUUCUGGCACCAUUCCGGCACUACUCGCUUGUAGGUCUCCAUUCCGGCACCAUUUCGGCACUUCUCGCUUGUGGAUCUCUAUUCCGGCACCAUGUCGGCUCUUCUCGCUUGUGGUUCUCCAUUCCGGCAUAUCUCGCUUGUGGAUCUCCAUUCCGGCACCAUUCCGGCUAUUCCCGCUUGUGGUUCUUCAUUCUGUAACCACUUCAACACUUCUCGUGUCUCCAUUCCGGCACCAUUCCGGAACUUCUCGCUUGUGGAUCUCCAUUCCGGCAUCAUUUUUACACUUCUCGCUUGUGGAUGUCCAUUCCAGCACCAUUUCGGCACUUUUCGCUUGUGGAUCUCCAUUCCGGCACCAUUCCGGGACAUCUCGCUUGUUUAUCUCCAUUCCGGCACCAUUUCGGCAUUUCUCCCCUAUGGAUCUCUAUACCGGCACCAUUUCGGCUCUUCUCGUCUUCAUUCCGGCACCAUUCCGGCACUUCUCUCUUGUAGGUCUCCAUUCCGGCACCAUUCCGGAAAUUCUCGCUUGUGGAUCUCCAUUCCGGCACCAUUUCGGCACUUCUCGCUUCUGGAUCUCUAUUCCGGGACCAUUUCGGCACUUCUCGCUUGUAGAUCUCUAUUCUGGCAACAUUUCGGCUCUUCUCGCUUGUGGUUCUCCAUUCCGGCACUUCUCGCUUGUGGAUCUCAUUUCGGAUCUCCAUUCCGGCACCAUUUCGGCACUUCUCGUUUGUGGAUAUCGAAUCCGGCACCAUUCCGGCACAAUUUCGGCACAUCUCGCUUGUGGAUCUCCAUUCCGGCACCAUAUCGGCACUUCUCGCUUGUUUAUCUCCAUUCCGGCACCAUUUCGGCACUUCUCGCUUGUGCAUCUCUAUUCAGGCACCAUUUCGGCUCUUCUCGCUUGUGGUUCUCCAUUCCGGCACUUCUCGCUUGUGGAUCUCCAUUCCGGUACCAUUCCGGCAAUUCCCGCUAGUGGUUCUCCAUUCCGGCACUUCACAUUUGUGGAUAUCCAUUUCGGCACUUCUCGAUUAUGGAUCUCCACUCUGGCACUUCUCGCGUGUGGAUCUCCAUUCCGGCACCAUUCCGGCACCAUUUCGGGACAUCUCACUUCUGGAUCUCCAUUCCAGCACCAUUCCGGCAUUUCUCGCUUGUGGAUCUCCAUUCCGGCACCAUUCCGGCAAUUCCCGCUUGUGGUUCUCCAUUCUGUAACCAUUUCAACACUUCUCGUGUCUCCAUCCCGGCAUCAUUUUGACACUUCUCAAUUGUCGGUCUCCAUUCCGGCAGCAUUUCGGCAGUUCUCGCUUGUGGAUCUCCAUUCCGGCACCAUUCCAGAAAUUCUCGCUUUUGUAUCUCCAUUCCGGCACCAUUCCGGCACUUCUCGCUUGUGGAUCUCCAUUCCGGCAUUUCUCGCUUGUGGAUCUCCAUUCCGGCACAAUUCCUGCACUUCUCGCUUGUGGGUCUCCAUGUCGACACCAUUCCGGCACUUCUCGCUUGUAGGUCUCCAUUCCGGCAUCAUUUUGACGCUUCUCGCUUGUGGAUGUCCAUUCCGGCACAAUUCCUGCACUUCUCGCUUGUGGGUCUCCAUUUCGGCACCAUUCCGGCAUUUCUCGCUUGUAGGUCUCCAUUCCGGCAUCAUUUUGACGAUUCUCGCUUGUGGAUCUCCAUUCCGGCACAAUUCCUGCACUUCUCGCUUUUGUAUCUCCAUUCCGGCACCAUUCCGGCACUUCUCGCUUGUGGAUCUCCAUUCCGGCAUUUCUCGCUUAUGGAUCUCCAUUCCGGCACAAUUCCACCACUUCUCGCUUGUGGGUCUCCUUUCGGCACCAUUCCGCACUUCUCGCUUGUAG
Acanthosepion pharaonis is the source of this 2661-nucleotide messenger RNA. The record is from the annotation of a GenBank genome assembly. NCBI's taxonomy places the organism in Eukaryota, Metazoa, Mollusca, Cephalopoda, Sepiida, Sepiidae.